This is a messenger RNA of Miscanthus lutarioriparius, 1536 nucleotides long. The record is from the annotation of a GenBank genome assembly. NCBI's taxonomy places the organism in Eukaryota, Viridiplantae, Streptophyta, Magnoliopsida, Poales, Poaceae.
AUGGCCUUCCCUGUGCCUCCCCUCCUCCUCCUCCUCCUCCUCACUGCUCUGCUCGUGAUAGCCGUCACGCGGCUGUGGGAUUACGUCUUGGUGCGCCUCGUAUGGAGGCCGUACGCCAUCACCAAGGGGUUCAGAGAGCAAGGGAUCCAUGGACCCUCCUACAGCUUCUUCAAAGGCUGCAACGAGGAGAUCAGGAUCAUGAAGGAGAACACCGACGGUCUCGUGCUGGACGUCGGCGACCACAAGUACCUCCCGCGGAUCGCGCCACACUACCUCAAAUGGAGGGCUCAGUACGGAGAACCAUUUCUGUACUGGUACGGGCCACAGGCCCGAAUUUGCAUAUUUGACUAUGAACUGGCAAGGCAAAUCCUUUCAAGCAAGUCUGGGCAUUUCGUGAAGAACGAUGCGCACCCUACUUUGUUGGCUUUGGUUGGCAAGGGACUCGGGUUUAUGGAAGGCGCUGAUUGGGUGCGCCAUCGCAGGGUAAUCAACCCUGUUUUCACCAUUGAUAAGCUUAAGAUUGUGACAGAAACAAUGCUGGAUUUUGCUCAAAACAUGGCCAGUGAGUUGGAAGCUGAAGCAUCCCGAAACGAGAAGGCAGAAACAAAGGUGGAUAUAAACAAACACUUCAGCGAUCUAACAGUUGACAACAUAGCCUAUGCCAUCUUUGGAAACAGUUACAGGUUAGGUAAACAAGUCUUCGAGGCACAAACUGAGAUGUUGGGGAUCACCAUGGCUACUUUCCUUGACGUGCCCAUACCAGGAUUCAAAUAUCUUCCAACCGAAGCCAAUCGGCGAAAAUGGAUGCUUGAAAGGAAGCUCAAGAGCUUACUCAGGCAGAUCAUACAGCCACGGUUAGCGAGUGGCGAAUACGGAAAUGAUCUGCUGGGUGUGAUGCUUGACUCCAGCACUGAAGCCAAGCAAGGACGGAAGCAAGUGGAUGGUCUCAGCUUGAGCAUGGAGGAGAUCAUACAUGAGUGCAAGCUCUUCUUCUUCGCCGGUCAUGAGAAUACAGCCCUUCUCCUCACUUGGUCAGUGUAUCUGCUCAGUAUAUACCCCGAGUGGCAAGAAAGGCUCCGGAAGGAGGUCUUCAGGGAGUUCGGGAGGGAAGCUCCUAACCCCAAUGCGCUCAACAAAUUGAAAGAGAUGACAAUGGUGUUGUUUGAGACCUUGAGGCUCUACUCGCCUGCCCUCUUCAUGCAAAGGAAGACCUUGGCCGACAUGACCGUGGGGUCGAUAAAGCUGCCCAAAGGCACAGCAAUUGUGAUACCUAUUCCGAUCAUGCAUCGAGACAAGGAUGCUUGGGGCGACGACGCGGACGAGUUCAAUCCGAUGAGAUUUGAGAACGGGAUCUCGGGAGCAGCGAAAGUUCCUCACGGCCUGCUGGCGUUCUCAAUGGGACCAAGGAAUUGUAUCGGCCAGAACUUUUCGAUGCUGGAAGCCAAGUCGACGCUGGCACUGAUGCUCCAGAAAUUCUCCUUCGCUCUCUCCCAUGACUAUAUAGGCUUCAUGUGGACGAUGACAGCAUUUGAUUAG